AUGGAGAACCAGCUUGGGCUCGGCGGCCAGCCUGUCGCCCCCCCAAUGCCGCAGAACUCGGCGCUGGUGCGCACAGAACAGGUUCAGAAGCUGCCGCAUCUCAAUGACGCACAGAAACAGAGCCAUACUGUGAUGGUGCGGGGGCUGUGGGAGAUCUUGAACUCACAUCCUCCAGGCUCAAACGAAUACAACAACGCCCAGACCAAAUUAACCCAGAUCUCUCAGCAUCUUCUCAGAGGCAUGAGGUCGUUCCAGGCAACGCGCCAGCAGCAGCUUGCUCAGCAACAGCAGCAGCAGGCUCAGCACAUCCAGGCCCAGGCCCAGCAGAUCCAGCAGCAGCAGCAACAGCGACAGCAGCAGCAGCAGCCCCAGCCUCAGCCCCAACAGCCAGCUCCUCCCCAACCAGCGCAACAGGCUCCCCGACAGCCGGCCCAGAUCAACAGAACCGCCGCAGCACCGGCUGUUACUAAUCCAGCAGCACCAACACGGCCCCAGAUGGGUGUCCCGCAGACCUUCCAGCAGCUCCUCCCUCAGAUUCGCGCCAAAGUUGACACGCUCACUUUCAUCCUCCCGCCUACGAUCGCAAAGGAACAAUCCGAUGGCUGGAUGCAAGAGGCAAGGUUGCGAUACGGCCUAGCACUACAGAAGCAGGAGCUUGGGAAGGUGAAGCUUAACGAACUGCGUCAACAAUAUACGCAACGCCAAGCUACUGGGAACCUGUCUCAGGAGGAGAUCCAGGAUUUCAAGAAUCGCCAGACUGCUGCGGACAAGCUGCUUCGUGAAGGAAGUGAAUUUUUGGGGAAAUUCAAGGAGCAACAGGAGAAAUUCCGAGCCCAGACUCAGCAACUUGCCGGAGCUCGUCAGGGUGCUCAGGGUACUACUGCCCCGACCCAAGUGUCUGCCGAUGGCCGCAUCGCACCGCCAGCUACAUCGGCGCCUGCUCCGCAUACCAUUACGUCCGCCGUAGUUGCAGCUCGAGCAGGCCAGACAACUUCUGCCCCGACCCCAACCCAGACCGCCGCUGCGACUGCCGGCGUUGUCACUUUGGCGACUACCCAGCAACCGGUAACCGCCGCCCAAUCUGCGCCGCUGAAUGCCUUUAGUCAACAAACAACGCAGGAAAGUCCCGUUUCUAUUCAGACACCAAGCGCUCAAGCUCCCCCGCGACCAUUGUCACAGCAAGCUGCUUUUGCACAGGCAGCCCAGAGCUAUUCGAACACCAUGAACCAGCCAUCUACACCUUCCCUUCCAGCUGCUUCGCACGCGCACCCGGCGAACUACAUGAAUAGCCGCUCCGAUACGCGCAACAUUACCAUGUCUAUUCCCAAGACCCUGAAUGUCUCUACUCCUGAGCCCGUCAGCAUGGGCCCAGCCCGUCCAACUCUCACCAGUGGCCCCAGCCACGGAGCUUCUGGAGUUAUGGGCCAGCCGGCUAUUCAGAAACACCCAGGAUUUGUUCUUGAAGGAGAAGGACAACACGUGUUGAGCAAGAAAAUGCUGGAUGUCCUGGUGAAGCAGGUCACUGGAGCUGGGGAGGGAGAAGGGUUGACUCCUGAUGCCGAAGACUUCAUCCUUCAAAUGGCGGAUGAUUUUGUCGAUGACGUUAUUACUGCCGCAUGCCGUCUUGCGAAACUACGCCCCUCUGCCACUCUUGACAUUCGCGAUAUCCAACUGGUUCUCGAACGUAAUUACAAUAUGCGCAUCCCGGGGUUCACCGCUGAUGACCUUCGCACCGUUAAGAAGCCGCAUCCUACUCAGGGAUGGAUCCAGAAGAUGUCUGCCGUUCAAGCCGCUAAGGUCACUCAAGGCCGCACCGACUAG
Ophidiomyces ophidiicola is the source of this 1821-nucleotide messenger RNA. RefSeq names its product Transcription initiation factor TFIID subunit 12 (gene TAF12). Gene Ontology annotation, molecular function: TBP-class protein binding; protein heterodimerization activity; DNA binding. NCBI's taxonomy places the organism in Eukaryota, Fungi, Ascomycota, Eurotiomycetes, Onygenales, Onygenaceae. Bases 1 to 1821 code for a protein of 606 amino acids. Gene Ontology annotation, biological process: RNA polymerase II preinitiation complex assembly; DNA-templated transcription initiation. Gene Ontology annotation, cellular component: SAGA complex; transcription factor TFIID complex; SLIK (SAGA-like) complex. The transcript has 2 exons. The record is from RefSeq and is a predicted model, not a curated record.